AUGGCAAAUGGUGAAAAGAGGUUGAUUCCGGAGGACAGAAUGGAGAAAAGGAAAGUUUCUAAGCGGCGACAAACGGGCACAACAGCGAAGGACGAUAUUGAGCUUUUUCAAUCACCGCCAAAUUCGCCGAAAUUAGCGCCAAAAUCAUCACAUUUGACAUCCUCUCUGGAGGCUCCAUCUCAACUACAGACACCUUUUUCUUCUCCUCCGUCCUCACGUCCAUCAUCUCCUAAUCCUUCAGAUUCAUCAUGUUUUACAUCUUUGCCUAUUUCUCGCCCUUCAACUCCAUAUUUCAAAGAAACCAGUACUGAUGUCACUAUCAUAACCAUAGUCUCCCGUGAUCAUAAUUUUGUAGACGAAGAUUUUGUUAGAGAUUCAUUGUAUCAGCAGAAUUUAAAAUCCGUUUCUCAGCAUUCGACUAUUAAUAUUAUUAAUAGCUCGAUACCACCAUGUACAAGGUGUCCUCCAGAAAUAAUAUAUCAUAUUUUUGAAAUAUUACGCAAUUUGCACCAGCCAUCUUUAUUUUCUUGCAUUCUUGUCAAUCAUCAAUGGAACGCCAUAGGAGCCAACGUUCUUUGGAGUUCCCCCAAAUUUACUCACAUGCGUUCACUUGACAAAUUCAUAAAAACUAUAGAAAAUUUACCGUCAUCCCAACAAUCUUCAUCAACGACAUCAUUAAUAUUUCAUCCUUACGCAGCUUAUAUUCGCACUCUAGUUUUAACAUAUCUCACAGAACAUGAUCGCAACAAUUCUUCUCUGGCUUCACAUCUUCUUCGCCUUCUUCCUCUCAUUCAUAUGGAAAACCUUCACACACUUAACCUUAGCUUUGUUAAAGGCAUAACAAAUAGUUAUCUCACCAAAUUGUUAUCUCCAUUUUUUAAUUGUAUACGUACCUUGAAUCUUGCCGGUGGUUCACGUUCAGACACUUGCCUCUCAUCUAUCAUUCCACAUUGUCAUCAAAUCCAACACCUUUCGCUUGCAUGGAAUACAUCACUUUCGGACGCAUCAAUUAACAAAAUAGCAAGUGUGUGUGGCGAUAGGCUACGUACACUUGAUUUGACAAAUUGUGAAAAGGUUAGCGAUAGAUCAAUGUCAUCAAUUGCAAAAUAUUGUAUAAAAUUACGGGAAUUGAGAGUUAGCUAUUGUCGUGGGGUUAGUGAAAUUGGCGUUAAAUCUGUAAUCGAAGGUUGUGAAGGAUUGAAAUUAUUAGAUCUUGUUGGUUGUUUGGGAGUAGAUAGAUGUUUCUUGUUGAAAUGUAAUGAAGAAUUUGAAUUGGGGAGACUUGACUUAAGAGUUGUUUACAGAAGGGCAGCUGAAGGUGCACCUUCGUGGGUUGAAGAAAACUAA
Molecule: messenger RNA, 1347 nt
Organism: Racocetra persica
Lineage: Eukaryota; Fungi; Glomeromycota; Glomeromycetes; Diversisporales; Gigasporaceae
Source: the annotation of a GenBank genome assembly